AAUAUCAAAAUUAGUCAGAGAAAAAAAAAAGAGAGGAGAGAGACACAACGAUGCCUUCUCCUCCGGAGGAAGAAACUCAACCCAAACCCGAUACGGGUCCGGGUCAAACCUCCGAACGCGAUACUAAUCAACCACAACCACCUCCGCCACAAUCUCAACCGCCUCCACCGCAAACAUACCCGCCGGUAAUGGGGUAUCCAGGCUACCACCAAGCCCCACCAUACCCAAAUUAUCCAAACGCUCCUUACCAACAAUACCCUUACGCUCAAGCCCCACCCGCUUCAUAUUACGGGUCAUCUUACCCGGCUCAGCAAAAUCCGGUUUACCAAAGACCCGCUACGUCCGGUUUCGUCAGAGGAAUUUUCACCGGUUUAAUCGUUAUAGUCGUCCUCCUCUGCAUCUCCACCACCAUAACGUGGCUAAUCUUCCGUCCACAAAUCCCGCUUUUCUCCGUAAACAAUUUCUCAGUUUCCAAUUUCAACGUAACCGGUCCGGUUUUCUCCGCGCAAUGGACGGCGAAUCUCACAAUCGAGAAUCAAAACACGAAAUUGAAAGGCUACUUUGAUCGAAUUCAAGGUUUAAUCUAUCACCAAAACGCAGUCGGAGAGGACGAUUUUUUAGCGACGGCGUUUUUUCCUCCGGUUUUCGUGGAGACCAAGAAAUCGGUUGUGAUCGGAGAAACUUUAACGGCGGGAGAUAAAGAACAACCGAAAGUUCCGAGUUGGGUUGGUGAAGAGAUGAAGAAAGAAAGAGAGACCGGAACGGUGACGUUUAACCUGAGAAUGGCCGUGUGGGUUACUUUUAAGACCGAUGGUUGGGCGGCGCGUGAGAGAGGGCUUAAGGUGUUUUGCGGGAAAUUAAAAGUUGGGUUUGAAGGAAAUUCUGGAAACGGUGCCGUUUUGUUACCUAAGCCUCUUCCUUGUGUGGUUUACGUUUGAUAAUUGUUGUUCUCUAUGGAUGGAUAUAUCUCUCUUUAAUUCUUGUGUUGGUUUGAUUGUUUACUAUACAAAUUCUCAUAGAAAAUUCCUCUUACAAAGUUUAAGAAAAAAAUAGAUUCGAUUUUUCAAU
Arabidopsis arenosa is the source of this 1068-nucleotide messenger RNA. The record is from the annotation of a GenBank genome assembly. Lineage: Eukaryota; Viridiplantae; Streptophyta; Magnoliopsida; Brassicales; Brassicaceae.